Molecule: messenger RNA, 384 nt
Organism: Aspergillus luchuensis
Lineage: Eukaryota; Fungi; Ascomycota; Eurotiomycetes; Eurotiales; Aspergillaceae
Exons: 1
Coding region: 1-384 (127 amino acids)
Biological process (GO): transmembrane transport
Molecular function (GO): transmembrane transporter activity
Source: RefSeq, a predicted model, not a curated record
AUGGGGGGUGCUUUCACAGACAAAGUCUCAUGGCGAUGGUGUUUCUACAUCAAUCUCCCCCUGGGCGGAGUCGGCGCCGUGGUCAUCCUUUUCUUAUUCCAUGCGCCCUCUCCUACUUUUGUCCCUGAUGCAACGAAAGGCAGCCGACUAAAACAGCGAUUAAACCAGCUCGAUAUUGAAGGUACAGUACUCUUCAGUGCCUGCAUUAUUUGUCUCCUACUGGCCAUCGAAUGGGGUGGGGCGAAAUGGACCUGGAGCAACGGUCGCAUUAUUGCCCUGUUCGUGAUCUUCGGGGUCACAUUGGUGGCCUUCUGCAUUGUGCAGGCCAGAAAGAAAGAAAUGGCAAUGAUACCACCAAGGGUAGCGGGGAACCGAAAUGUCUAG